AUGAAUAGUCGAAUAAGGACAAUAGUGCUAUAUCGAGGUGCAGCUGAUCUAAUUAACACAUCGAAUUCUCAGCCACAAACUCAGCAGCAGCCGUCGAGGCAUCCACUGGGCUUCAGCAUUGUUGGUGGCCUGGAUUCACCGCGUGGUCCUAUGGGAAUUUUUGUCAAAACUGUCUUCGCGGAUGGUCUCGCUGCAAAAAGUGGCCUUAUUUGUAAAGGUGACGAGAUUUUGAGCGUGAAUGGCGUACAGAUGGCCGGCAGAACACAUGCGGAAGCGCUGCAGAUCUUCAAAAAGAACGCAAAAGUUGAUGUGACGCUAUCCGUUCGACGUAGCAUCCCAAAUUCUCCUAAACAAUCCAGAAUGUAUAGUGUGGCCGAAAGAGCAUACAUUGACCAUAAAGCGACGUAAAU
Molecule: messenger RNA, 410 nt
Organism: Gongylonema pulchrum
Lineage: Eukaryota; Metazoa; Nematoda; Chromadorea; Rhabditida; Gongylonematidae
Source: the annotation of a GenBank genome assembly